AUUCUACGUCGUUCAAAAUAAAAAUUCUUUUUAUUUUUAAAAAUAAAUCUUUAUAUAGUAAAUAGAAUUUAUUUAUAUGAAGAUAAAAAAUCUAAAAGCUACAAUAAUUAGACUUUUAAAGUCCUAUGAAAAGUUGAUCAAAAAUGGCAAUUCUUCCUCCUGAUCCGGCUUAUUUAUUACGUGGUGAUAUGGGUCCCGUCCACAGUCUUUUAUUCCGAGUUUCGCCUUAUGUUGAGCAUAUUUAUGCAGGAACUGAAAGUGGCAUAAUUCAUAUUUGGGAUUUAAAGAGGAAUCGAGAAAUAUAUAGGCUGACUAAAUUUGAAGAUCAAUGUCAAUCUCUAAAUUUUCUUAAUGACGAGUGUCUUAUAACGCAAAGAAAAAGUGGUUCAUUUAAUAUUUGGAAUGCUGAUGGAUCUAAUUGGAUUCUUGAUAAAACAAUUGAGACACAAGCAACAAGUUUUUGCAAGAGUAAGGUUUUAUUAGAGGACUCAAUUCUAGUUCCUUUGAAAAAUUCUGUAAUUGGAUUGUUUUCGCUUAAAUCUUCGGAAAUUGAGGAGGAAUUAGAUCCACUAAAAGUAGCUGAAUGUGAAACAAAACAACUUGGCGAAUUGAUGUCUAUUAAGCCAUGUAUACAAGAUCAAAAAUUAGUAUUGGCAGCUUAUGAAAGUGGUGACAUUGCUUUAUGGGAUUUGAGAAUGAAAAGCAUUUUGUCUUGGCUAAAAAUUGAACAGUGUCCAUUCAGUAUUGAUUUAGAUGAAACAUUAAAAUUAGGGAUUGUUGGCAGUUCCACAAAUAAAUUAGAGGUUUUUGAUAUGAAAAAAACCAAUUUGAAUCUCAAAACUGUGCUGACGAUCAAAAACGAGGGUGUUGCUGUUGUUGCAUCAAGGCCCGAUUCAAAAGUAUUUACAACUGGAGGUUGGGAUGGUCGAUUGCGAAUCUUUUCAUGGAAAUCAUUGAGGCCUCUGGCUGUUUUGGAUCAACAUCGUGGUGGAAUUUAUGAUAUCGCAUACUCAGGUGGUAAAGUCGAGUCUUACAAUAGCAAAUGUUUGAUGGCAGCAGCUGGUAAAGAUGGAGUUAUUUCUCUUUGGGACCUUUACAAUUGAAAAUUAUAAUUUAAAAAAUUUAAAUUAUAAAAUUAAAACAAAAAGUUUAAAACAAACCACAUUUUCUAUAUUAUGAAAUUGGUUUAAAAAAAAGUACAAAGAGCCAAAGAUAAGUAUCCGUUUUACAAAAGCGUUAGUCUCUUGCCUUAUAUAGACUAGAAAUAAAUUUCUAGAAAAAUAAUGAGCAUCGAGAACAAACGCUAUGACUGAAUUAGUGAUGUUAAAAAAAAUAUAGUUGAGGGAUAGAUCUUUAAAGUUCCUAAGUCCAAUAAUUUUGUACCUCAUAAAAAAAAGGAGGAAAUUUCAAUAUUGUUUAAUAGAUAUCUAUUUUUACUAUGAGAAUUAUUAUUUGUUAGUUUU
Messenger RNA from Leptopilina boulardi, 1463 nucleotides. RefSeq names its product guanine nucleotide-binding protein subunit beta-like protein 1. The coding region runs from base 144 to 1103 and encodes 319 amino acids. Lineage: Eukaryota; Metazoa; Arthropoda; Insecta; Hymenoptera; Figitidae. The transcript is spliced from 5 exons. The record is from RefSeq and is a predicted model, not a curated record. Gene Ontology annotation, molecular function: protein binding.